AUGCCCCCGACCGAGAAACAAAUGUCCUACCUCGCCCUCGCCUGGCAAUGCUUCGAGACCGAGCCAAAGAUCGACUACGAAAAAUUCAAACAAGUCGCCGGCCUAGCCUCCUCCAACUCCGCGCGCGAACUCAUGCGCGUCACCAAGAAGAAGUUGAAAGAAGAAUACGGCGCAUUGUCCGGCACCAUCGCAUCCUCCAACGUCGCCACUGUCAACGGCAAAGGUUCCCCACACAAGGUCGUCAAGUCCACACCGAAGCGGCCGCGCGCGAAGAAAGCUGCCAGUGAGAUGGAGAGUGGAGAGGCGGAUGACGAGAGUCCGAGUAAGAAAUCGAAGAGUAAGACUGCGAAGGUUAAGGUGGAGGAGGUGAAUGGGGAGGGUGAGGAUGAUGAUGAUGAUGAUGAUGAUGAUGAUGAUGAUGAUGAUGAUGAUGAUGAUGAUGGGUUGGGGAUGUUCCAGUAA
Molecule: messenger RNA, 462 nt
Organism: Fulvia fulva
Lineage: Eukaryota; Fungi; Ascomycota; Dothideomycetes; Mycosphaerellales; Mycosphaerellaceae
Exons: 3
Coding region: 1-462 (153 amino acids)
Source: RefSeq, a predicted model, not a curated record